This is a messenger RNA of Tyto alba (common barn owl), 1170 nucleotides long. It is a transcript of the gene CMTM8, whose product is annotated as CKLF like MARVEL transmembrane domain containing 8. The transcript has 4 exons. The record is from RefSeq and is a predicted model, not a curated record. Bases 156 to 713 code for a protein of 185 amino acids. Gene Ontology annotation, biological process: myelination. Gene Ontology annotation, molecular function: structural constituent of myelin sheath. NCBI's taxonomy places the organism in Eukaryota, Metazoa, Chordata, Aves, Strigiformes, Tytonidae. Gene Ontology annotation, cellular component: membrane.
CUGAGGCGAGGGGCUGCGGGCGGGCGCCGGGGCCACACAAAAGCGGUGCGCGGCGGCGCCUUUCCCGCCGCCCGUGAGGCGGCAGCCGCCCUCCGCCGCCCCCCCCCCCCCCCUCAGCCCUUCGCCCCGCCGUCCGAGCGCGGGGCCGGGCGGUGAUGGAGCUGCCGGUGCCGCCGCCUCAGGAGCAGCAGCAGCCGCCGCCGCCGCGCCCUCGCUCCCACACGGUCACCACCACCAGCAGCUCCUUCACCGCCAACUUGUCGGCCAGCUCCAGCACCCUCGCCUACGACAGGGAGUUCCUGCGGACCCUGCCCGGGCUCCUCAUGGUGACCGAGAUCGUAUUGGGGCUGCUGGUGUGGACCCUGAUAGCUGGAACAGAAUACUUUCUAUACCCAGCUUUUGGCUGGGUGAUGUUUGUAGCUGUGUUUUACUGGGUUCUCACCGUCUUCUUUCUGAUCAUCUACAUGACAAUGACCUACACCAGGAUCCCCCAGGUGCCAUGGACCACGGUGGGUCUGUGUUUUAAUGGCAGUGCCUUCAUUUUGUACCUCAUUGCUGCCAUUGUAGAUGCAUCUUCAGUUACCAAAGAACUGGACAGUCACAAUUACAACAGCUGGGCAGCUUCUUCAUUCUUUGCCUUCGUGGUUACCUCCUGCUAUGCUGGAAAUACGUAUUUUAGCUUUAUAUCUUGGCGAUCACGAACUUUGCAGUAAAUAUUUUGUUAAAAUGAAUUCUGUACUAUAAAAUAUCUUGAGGAUUAUGCUCUUUUGACAAAAGCUUGGAAGAGGGAUGAGGUCUUUUUGAACAUUUCUGUUAGAAUUGACAAUAUAUUUUAAGCGGAGAUUAAAUAAUUAUUUAUAAUACAAUUCCAUCUUUAGAGACAUCUAACACAGACUUUGUACUGUAUAAUAAAAUUUUGUACUGCUUCUUUUAGAGUUAACAUAGUAUUUUUCUAGAUAUUGUAUAGAUGUUAUUACUAAACCUUUAAUAAAUCUUACUCAGACAAUGUGCCAAUCUUGUAAAUGUAACUUUUAAAACAUUACAGGUAUGCUUUUGAUAUUGAAUGCUACAAAUUAAAAUUUAUACUGUCUCGCUAUUAUAUAUUAAAAGCGACAUUGUGCAGAAAAACCCCACCAAAAACUUUAAAAAUAAAUAAAUGAGUGAACUGUG